Corticium candelabrum is the source of this 1720-nucleotide messenger RNA. RefSeq lists its product as uncharacterized. The record is from RefSeq and is a predicted model, not a curated record. The coding region runs from base 146 to 1498 and encodes 450 amino acids. The transcript is spliced from 3 exons. Gene Ontology annotation, cellular component: nucleus. Gene Ontology annotation, biological process: regulation of transcription by RNA polymerase II. NCBI's taxonomy places the organism in Eukaryota, Metazoa, Porifera, Homoscleromorpha, Homosclerophorida, Plakinidae. Gene Ontology annotation, molecular function: DNA-binding transcription factor activity, RNA polymerase II-specific; RNA polymerase II transcription regulatory region sequence-specific DNA binding.
UUCUUCAACCACGUGACGGACAAUUGGUCGCCGCAAACGGAGCUUUCUCGCUGAGACUUUUAUUGCGUCUGUGAGCGAGUCGCUUGAUGUUUGACACACGAAUGCGUGGAGGUUUUGUUGUUUGUAUUGUACGUCUUCUCGUGUGAUGAAGAGAAGUAGAAGUGCGAGGUCGAGUGUUUUGUGUCGUUUUUCUCCUGGUUUGCUUUUCUUUCCCGCUCGUGUUCGUCUCAUGCGCGACGACGAGAUCGAAGUAAAGCAUCCGACGAGCGGAGAGACCAUCACGCUAACACGCACGUUGCCACCGACGGGACCGGCUGAUCGCGACCCACGGACGUUCGAUGCGGCAGAUUUGGAUGUGGUAGUGGACGCGGUACCGACGGGCAAACUCAUCAACAUCGGUUGUCCGAUUCUGACGCCUUAUCGACAGCAAACUGAUAUGAUCGAAGGAGAGAAUGAAGAUGAAAGUAAAGGGAAUGGGAAGAAGAAGGAGAAUGGGUUAGGUAGACAGAGACCGGAGAGAGUGUACGUUCUGGGUAGAAUAGUGGAAAAGGAGUACAAACCACUGAGAGCGAGGGUGUUGUACUUUGAUAAAACAAUGGCUUGGUUUCCACGGGAACAGUUGAGAGUGAUGCAGUCACCUUGGGCUACUGAAGUUUGGGAGCAUUCCGGCGGUGAACAAGUGAAGUUUGAUGAUAGUGAGUCAGGUGAAUCGGACAGCAAUGGUACAUCGAGUGUGACUGAUGGUGAGUGGUCGAAGGUUGACGGUCAGAAGGGAAGGAAGCAGACGAGAAGUAUGAUACCGGUCAAGAAGUACAAGAAAGGAGAUGUCGUUACGUUGCCACAUGGAAUAAUAAAGAAGUAUAAUGGUAAGCAGUGGCGACGUCUUUGUGUAUUCCGUGACUGUAAGAAAGAAAGCCAACGAGGCGGUCUCUGUGCUCAACACUAUGGAGGAAGGGUGAAGGCGAGGAGGUCGACAAGACGCUCGAAUAGCACAUCAACAUGCAGCACUAGAGGUAAAGCCGAGAAACUGGAUAAGAAGAGAAAUGAAGAGAAUGACAAGAAUGACAUAGAAGACAUCAGAGCGGCUAAUAUUUUGGUGGAAAUGCAUCGUGCAAGAUCAUACACGCCACCCGAACCACUACCUGCAGCCACACCCACGCACACAUGUUCAUCCCAUUUAUCAUCGUCAUCACGUGACCGUCUACAUUCAUCUGUGAGUGACAUGUGUGAGGUAUAUGUUCCUUCUCCUACCGUCACUUUACCUUCCUCUGUACAUAGUAUGCUAUCUCAACAUUCACCAUUAGAGCAGACACGACCGAUUUAUCAAGUCGAUGCUGCAGCACAUGUGUACACAUGUAGCUCAACAUUCGACUUUUGUCAUAGUAAUGUGAAUGAGCACAAACCUCAUGUAGAAAUUCAGAGAUCUAUACCUCUUACUACUACUGCUGCUUUGUAUUCCACGUUUUGUCAGUUUCCUGAUUCAUCGAGGAAAUAUUGAGAAAUUAGAGAAGACAUAUUCAUGAACAUCGGUAACACUGGCUUUUACUAGACAAUGUAGCAUGCUGGUCGUGACAUAAGUUAAUUAGAUAAUAGAAUUAUUUGCUGCCAUGAGAUGAUAUCUAAUUUUCAAUACAAUUUGAGUUGAGUUGUUUGCGACAUCAUGUUAGUAAUGUAUUAAUCAGUUUGUGAUAUGAAGCCUCAUUUUGAAGUUCAGAUGUUA